AUGUGUUAUUUUGAAAUAUUAUUAAUUUUACAAUGUCUUGUUGUAAUCUACUUAUUAUUCAUGUACUUUAAUGGAUCAAUCUUACGACAAAAGUCAGGAAUUAAUGAAAAGAACCAAAAAUUAGGACUUAUGGAUGCAAAGAAGCAAGCAAAGGAUGAAUAUAUUAUUAAAAACGAUUAUGAGGACAUUUGGAAUCCAGGCGUUGGCUUCUCGUGUGAAGUCAUAGAAAUUAAAGUAGAAUCACCAAAAAACAGCGAUACAUACAAUAAUAAUCUUGAAUAA
Messenger RNA from Chironomus riparius, 282 nucleotides. NCBI's taxonomy places the organism in Eukaryota, Metazoa, Arthropoda, Insecta, Diptera, Chironomidae. The record is from the annotation of a GenBank genome assembly.